Messenger RNA from Microthlaspi erraticum, 1719 nucleotides. The record is from the annotation of a GenBank genome assembly. NCBI's taxonomy places the organism in Eukaryota, Viridiplantae, Streptophyta, Magnoliopsida, Brassicales, Brassicaceae.
AUGUACCGAGUGCUGUCAAAGUUAUCUUCUUCAAUUGGCUCGUCUGCUUCCAGGAAACUGGUUUCUGGGCGGAUUAUAAGCAGCAGAAACUAUGUGGCUAAGGAUAUCAAUUUCGGGGUUGGAGCUCGAGCAGCUAUGUUGCAAGGUGUAUCUGAAGUUGCAGAAGCUGUGAAAGUCACUAUGGGACCAAAGGGAAGAAAUGUGAUAAUUGAGAGCAGUUUUGGCGCACCAAAGAUCACAAAGGACGGUGUCACCGUGGCAAAAAGCAUAUCAUUUGACGGUAAAGCUAAGCAUAUGGGUGCAGAGCUCGUGAAACAGGUUGCAAGUGCCACUAACAAGGUUGCUGGAGAUGGUACCACUUGUGCGACUGUUUUGACUCAGGCGAUACUCAUCGAAGGCUGCAAGUCAGUAGCUGCUGGUGUAAAUGUGAUGGAUUUGCGUAGUGGCAUUAAUAUGGCAAUUGCUGCAGUUGUAUCUGAUUUGAAAAGCAGGGCCGUUAUGAUUAGCACCCCAGAAGAGAUCACUCAGGUUGCUACUAUAUCUGCAAACGGAGAGCGUGAGAUUGGGGAACUGAUUGCAAGAGCCAUGGAGAAAGUUGGAAAGGAAGGGGUUAUCACAGUUGCUGAUGGGAACACUUUAGAGAACGAGCUAGAAGUAGUGGAGGGAAUGAAGCUAGCCAGAGGUUACAUUUCUCCUUAUUUCAUCACAGAUGAGAAGACUCAGAAAUGUGAGCUUGAGAAUCCCAUCAUCCUCAUUCACGAGAAGAAGGUUUCAGACAUGAACGCGCUGUUGAAAGUUCUAGAGGCAGCUGUGAAAAGCAGCAGGCCACUUCUUGUUGUCGCCGAAGAUGUAGAAAGUGAUGCAUUAGCUAUGCUUAUUCUGAACAAGCAUCAUGCUGGGCUCAAGGUAUGCGCUAUCAAGGCUCCAGGUUUUGGUGACAGCAGGAAAGCAAGCUUAGAUGAUCUUGCGGUUCUUACUGGUGCAGAGGUAAUCUCUGAGGAGCGCGGUCUAACUCUUGACAAAAUUCGUCCUGAAUUGCUAGGAACUGCGAAGAAGGUCACUAUCUCUCGUGAUGACACUAUCAUCCUGCACGGUGGUGGCGAUAAGAAGCUGAUCGAAGAAAGAUGUGAAGAGUUAAGGUCAGCCAAUGAAAAGAGCACAUCCGCUUUUGAUAAAGAGAAAACGCAAGAAAGACUCUCAAAACUAUCAGGUGGCGUUGCUGUCUUCAAGGUGGGAGGAUCAAGCGAAGCUGAAGUUGGAGAAAGAAAAGACAGAGUCACUGAUGCUUUGAAUGCCACAAGAGCAGCUGUAGAAGAAGGCAUCAUACCUGGUGGUGGUGUGGCUCUAUUGUAUGCUACAAAGGCUUUAGACAACCUUCAAACUCAAAACGAGGAUCAAAGAAGAGGUGUUCAGAUAGUUCAGAAUGCUCUCAAGGCUCCUGCAGUAACAAUAGCUGCAAAUGCUGGUUACGAUGGUUCUUUAGUGGUUGGCAAGUUAUUGGAGCAAGACGAUUUCAAUUACGGUUUCGAUGCAGCCAAAGGUACUUAUGUUGAUAUGGUAAAAGCUGGAAUCAUAGACCCGGUCAAGGUUAUCAAAUCCGCCUUAACCGACGCCGCUAGCAUUUCUUUGCUUUUGACAACAACAGAGGCUUCGGUGCUUGUGAGUGCAGACGAGAAAACACAAAGCCAUGUCCCUGAUAUGUCCGCCAUGGGCAUGUGA